This is a messenger RNA of Leptomonas pyrrhocoris, 1758 nucleotides long. RefSeq lists its product as hypothetical. The record is from RefSeq and is a predicted model, not a curated record. NCBI's taxonomy places the organism in Eukaryota, Euglenozoa, Kinetoplastea, Trypanosomatida, Trypanosomatidae. Bases 202 to 1758 code for a protein of 518 amino acids. The transcript has a single exon.
GCGCCAGCAAAAGACAACCCUCACGUGUUGCUUCAACGGAGUGUUGACAGUGCUGAUCUCUGAGGGUUCGUUGUGACGGUGGCGUUGCACAUAAAGGGCCUCUUUUUUGUUUUUCUUUCUUUCCUCACACCGACCGUCUUCCACACAGGAACGUUUCAAAACAGUGAUUCGCGAGGACUUCGAUCAUUGUAGUGCGGAGAGAUGGGCACAGCAGCCGCCAGGCCCGCCCGCGAGGCGCCGGUACGCUACGUCGCGAAGAAAAUGCCACGACUCGACAAAACCCCUGUCGAACAGCAGUUUAGGAAGCCGCAGUUCACAGCGCAGGGCAUCAACAGUCGCACAGACGACGUGAACACGGAGCCACUCAUGUACGUCGAGACCUCGAAGGAUGCGAGCAGCACGGAGCUGACGGAUCACGUGGCACCGCGGUGGUACUUGAACUCCUACCUGGAAAUGAUGGACAACACCCGCACGGAUCAGGCUGUGAUUUCUGGCAAUCUCCCCUUCUCGUGGGAACGGGACAAGUACGAGCCCUACGCCCUGGUGCGUGGGCGCAUCGACGAUGAGGAUCUGCGCUGGGUGCUGGCCCCGGAGCAGCGCAAGAAGGGCGUCGACGAACUGGUCAGUUUCACAAAACUGGAGCGCAACGUGCUGCAAGAUAUCCUAGACACCGUCGAGCUGCCCCGCACACAGUACCGCAACUACAAGGGUAAGCUGCAUAAGAGCAUAGACGACGCCAACACGCACAUGGCGGCGCGCAAGACGCAACUUGAGAAGGCCCGCGAGGCGGAAAUACUUCGCCAAAUUGGGUACUCCGAGGAAGAGGUGCAGAAGGACGAGCAGUACUUGACGAACCGCCCACGCGGUGUGCGCACCCUCGACGACCUCGGCGCCAGCGACCGCGAAAAACUGCGGCAGAAGCGCGCAACAGCGGUGAGUGAGUUGGAGGAUAUGCUCGAAGAGCGCCGCAUUGAGCAGCUGGAGCGUGGAGAGGCCACCGUGACGGAGGAGGAGGUGGCAGAGAAGCCGGAAAUGCUGCCGAUGCACCGGAAGCAUAACACCACCUCCAAGAACAUCUACAAGCAUGUGUACGCCGCUGACAUGGGCAAGGAUGAACGGAACCAGGCCAAGUUUCUGUGGUGGCUUGACCGGACGCGGCGCAUUAAGCGUGCGGUGGACACCAUUCACGGCGUGCCGAUCUACAACGAGCGACUCUCCGCCAACGAGGAGCAGACGCGCGCGCAGAUGCGAGAGGCGGCGGAGUUCAACUUCUCCAUGUCGCGUGCGCAAGGCGCAAAGGGCUUCACCGAUCCUCGCGGCCACUACGACCAGUUUAUGGACGUCAUGCGCCACAACAAGGAGGACGCGAAUAAGGAGACAGGGGUAGAGGUGCAUGAGGACGACAGCACGCAACACCCCGUCUUCCAGUUCCCCCACACGCGCGGGCAUGCAGCAAAGCCGGCGCCGAUAACAUUUGCCGAUCGCCGUGACCACGCAGCGCCGUUGGACACCGAUGUCAACAAGCUUUACGGAGUUGAUGAGCGACUGCCAUCGUCGUCGCCAUCGUCAUCGCCGUCAUCAUCCUCAUCCUCCUCGCUUCCCAAGGAUUCCGCGGAAGGGGCUGAUCUCGCAAGUCGUCGCGCCAGUGCACGCGGGUGGGAAAAGGUGGUUAGCGAGGCUCCAACGAAGGCAGAAACCACCGAAGGGACGCCUUCGCAGCCAAGCAGGGGUGCGGAUGACAGCAACAAAGAAAAAUAA